This is a messenger RNA of Oryzias latipes (Japanese medaka), 2715 nucleotides long. The record is from RefSeq and is a predicted model, not a curated record. NCBI's taxonomy places the organism in Eukaryota, Metazoa, Chordata, Actinopteri, Beloniformes, Adrianichthyidae.
UUUCAUGUUCAUAGUUUAUUUGUCUUGUCCCUCCUGGUUGAUUGACGAGCAACAAUGAGAGAAGCAUCGAUAAACCCCCGUCCCUGCAGACCGGAGGCCGUCAUUAGUUCAACCCAUUCACGGUAACGGCCUUGAUCACGAGCAUCAGUCCUGUUCUGGGGGAGGGGGGGGGGCAGAAGCGCAUCAGGAGGAGAAGUGUUUGGUGAGUUUUUGCGCAGCUGAAUGUGUGACUGUGUGUGUGCGUGCGCGCGCAUCGUGAACGCGUGUUUGAGAAAUCUGCCAGUGAGGGAGCCGCGGCCUCCGGCAGCAGGAGGAAGUCGCUGCUAGAAGCUGGGGGAUUUAUUUUAGUCCAACGCAAAGCAGCCCCAGUUUAGCGCGGCGGCCGCGUAUCAGAGCGUCAAUCAGAGUCUCUGAGGCUGAAACAUCACGAUGCGCUCGUGAGGGAGGGGUCAGAGCGCGUGCGCGUGACACAGGCCGUGAAAGGGACUUGGUUCGGGCGGAGCGGUUCUGGGAGCGGGACACGUGUGCCCACAGCGGCCCCGCUUAUCUGCGUGAGCUGCAGCUGAGGCAAACAGCGCGUGUUCCCACAGCCGCGCUUUGCUUUCCUCAAAGAUUUGCAGUCAGAGCGGACAGAUUUCAGCCGGAGAGUUAGUUGCUGUUCCUCCUGUUGCCUCAAAUAAACCGCUUUGUUUCUUUCAUUUUGCAGAAUGAGCGCGCGCCUGGCCCCGCGCGGGCCUCCGCGCUCGUUUGAGUGAUGUGGCUGAAACAAUCAGGAUGAAGUGGGUAAGGUAAGCCGAAGCAGCGGCGCCGUAACCGAUACCGGGCGCUUCGCCGGCUGGCAGCCGUGCGCGGCGGCCCCGCGCGUCUCAUUAACGGGAUCACGUUACAACCGGCCAAACAAACGGGACAUUAUCCAUCUCAGCCUGCGCACGCGCCUGUGUCAUGCCUCAUGAUAAAGUAACCGGAUGAGAACCCCCCCCCCCCCUCAUAACGGAGUCUUUAGCUGUAAGUUACGAACUUCAGCGUCGGUGUUUUGCGCAUGCGCAGCAGCUGUCAACUCCCCAGGCUGAAGCGCGUUAGAGUUUAAAAGUGCUGUAAGCCGCAAACAUCUGACACGCGAGGCGCGGGCUUGUGAUUGAAACAUCUCCAAUCGUUUCUUCCGACACGCUGUCCAGCCUCUGAAGUCCUGGUCCUUGGCCACAUGCCCGGCGACACCUGGUAAAGCCGCCGGCUUCUUUGCGCAUGCGUAAUGGCUGGCCAAAUAAAACAAUCUUAACAGCGUCUGACAGCCACUGACGGUCCAAACCCCAGAGAUAAAGGAAGCAGAGGGACACUAGGCCAGCAGCUGCAGCGACAUGCCGAGGUCCUUCCUGGUGAAGAGCAAGCGGGCCCACAGCUACCACCAGCCGCGCUACCCGGACGAUGACGGCGGCCCGCUGGACGCCAUCCUGGCUCACGUUUGCGCAGAGAGCAGGUGUCCGAGGGAGUUCGGCUCCAGCGUGGAACAGCAGGAAGACGUGAGCGGCCGCGCUGACAGCCUCAGCCUGUCCCCCGGGACUCGGCUGCGGUCUCCGGGGUCCCUGUCCUCCAGCUCCCCGCUGAGCUGCGCUGGCAGCGCGGGAAGCGCGUGCGAGCGCUCCUCCGACUGUGAUUUCUGGCGUCCGCCGUCUCCGUCCUCCUCACCAGGUUCUGAUAAAUGCUCCCCCCCCGCGCCAGAGGAGGGCUUCGACCUCCCGCUGUUCCCCUUCUCCUGGUCUGCGUACUCCGGCUCCAGCCUGCGGAACCUGGUUCCGCGGCCGUUUCUGCGCCACCCGCGGGCCCUGGGGGGCUCCCAGCCGCCCGCCGGCAUGUUCGGCGGGGAGGAGAGCAGCGGAGAGCGGCUGUACGCGCAGCGGGGCCUCGCGGCUGGAGGCCUCCGGGACUACUCUCCGACAGGCCGACAGCUCUGCAGGCUGCGGGACGGAGACGCGCUGUGCGGGAACGUGCGGCCGCAAAGCCGCAAAAUCAAGGCUGAGGAUGACUUCCUGCACCUGGAGGCCAAUGGAUCCUACAAGUGUAUAAAGUGUAUAAAGGUUUUCUCCACGCCUCACGGCCUGGAGGUCCACGUUCGGCGCUCACACAGCGGGACGCGGCCGUUUGAGUGCGGGAUCUGCGGGAAAACCUUCGGGCACGCGGUGAGCCUCGACCAGCACAGAGCGGUCCACUCCCAGGAGAGGAGCUUCAGCUGUAAGAUCUGCGGCAAAAGCUUCAAGCGCUCCUCCACGCUCUCCACGCACCUGCUCAUCCACUCGGACACGCGGCCCUAUCCGUGCCAGUACUGCGGGAAGAGGUUCCACCAGAAAUCGGACAUGAAGAAGCACACCUUCAUCCACACAGGGGAGAAACCGCACAAGUGUCAGGUGUGCGGGAAGGCCUUCAGCCAGAGUUCCAAUCUGAUCACGCACAGCCGGAAGCACACGGGCUUCAAGCCGUUCGGCUGCGACCUGUGCGGGAAAGGCUUCCAGAGGAAGGUGGACCUGCGGAGGCACAAAGAGACGCAGCACGAACUCAAAUGAGCGGGAACCUGCUGAUGCAGCACAGAUGCUCCCGUUUUAGUGUGGGGGUGUGGUCCCCUUUUCUUAGAAUGCUAUUUAACUGUUCUGACACCUUUCUUUAUUUAUGUCCUGAUUUUAACCUUUGUAAGUAUGAAGAUAAACUUCUCACCACAACCUCUGA